Cylas formicarius (sweet potato weevil) is the source of this 5941-nucleotide messenger RNA. Its product is annotated as eukaryotic translation initiation factor 2 subunit 3-like. The transcript has 3 exons. The coding region runs from base 58 to 1749 and encodes 563 amino acids. Gene Ontology annotation, biological process: formation of translation preinitiation complex; positive regulation of translational fidelity. Lineage: Eukaryota; Metazoa; Arthropoda; Insecta; Coleoptera; Brentidae. Gene Ontology annotation, molecular function: tRNA binding; translation initiation factor activity; histone H3K9 methyltransferase activity. Gene Ontology annotation, cellular component: eukaryotic translation initiation factor 2 complex; cytosol; nucleus. The record is from RefSeq and is a predicted model, not a curated record.
UCACGUUUGCCGCUUCUUUUGAUCUGUUUCGUCAUCAGUGUAGUUAGGGCGUUAAUAAUGGCUUCUUCAGAGGGUAGUGGUGUAACUACUGGUCAGCCAAACUUAUGCAGGCAGGACUUGUCUAAAUUGGAUGUGACCAAGUUAACAGCCCUCUCACCAGAAGUUAUUAGCAGACAGGCUACGAUAAAUAUCGGCACCAUCGGUCACGUAGCUCACGGAAAAUCAACGGUGGUAAAAGCUAUUUCGGGGGUACAAACUGUACGUUUCAAAAAUGAGCUCGAGAGGAAUAUAACAAUUAAACUGGAUAAACUGCAAUUUAAUGACAAAGGCUUUGUAACGUGGCCGGCGCACCUGUAUGGACAGAAAGUAGAUGUGAAAGCCACGGUGGACGAUUGCAGCAGCAGCAACCAGAGGGGACUGAAAAGGAAACAGACCCUGGCGCCCCCAAAAAACACGAUUUACAAAGGGAAAUUCUCCGUUGAAGCAAUCGAGAAAUUGCAAUAUGACCCUUAUCAGAAAAAACAUUUAUUUUUUAUAAAGUGGGAAGGCUACCACUCUGACUGUAACACGUGGGAGCCAAUCGAGCACUUGGACGGGGCCAAGCAGCUUUUGCUCGAUUUUUUGAGUAACUUGUUUGACGAUAAAACCAUGACGUUUUUGUGCUUGAAGUACCAACUGAGCAAGGAGAAUAUAAAUGACGAAAUGCUGUUGAGCGUGCUAAAGGACCGCGAUCUGCGCAACGUGCCGGACAAGUUAGAUACCCAAAAACGCCUCUUAAAUUAUCUGGAUUGCGUUUGCUACUCUUACCUCACCAAACGGGUAGAAGAGGGCAAACGCGUGGUGCUAACUUACCUGCUGGUAUCGAAGCGGGAGGAACAAUUGGCCAGGCUCCGUCGCUGGGAGGCCAUAGUCAACAAAAUGGACAAGGGGGAGGCGGUCAUCAAGGUGGAGAACGAGGUAGACUUGGAGUUUCCCCCCGAAAAUUUCUGUUACAUCAACGACUACGUUCCCACGGGUAACAUCCAGAUCCUCAACACGCCGGACAGUCAUUGCGAGUGCGAAGCGUGCGGUCCCGGGAUAAAGUCGUGCUGCGGCAAACAGGAGCACAACUCGUUUUCGUACAACGCGCGUCGCAAGAUCAACGUCAAUCCGGGCACCGCCAUCUACGAGUGCAAUAAUUCCUGCAAGUGCGGACCCGAUUGCAGGAACCGCGUGGUUCAGAACGGUCGCAAAGUACCGUUGUGCAUUUUUCGCACGUCGAACGGCUGCGGCUGGGGCGUGAAGGCGUUGACGAAGAUCGGUUGCGGCGAGUUUCUCUGCGAGUACGUAGGCGAGAUCAUCAACCACGAGGAGGCCGAGAGGCGUGGCAAGGCCUACGACGCGGAGGGUCGUACGUACCUGUUCGAUUUGGACUACAACAGCCGCGAUAACCUCUAUACAGUUGACGCGGCCAAAUACGGCAACAUUUCCCAUUUCAUAAAUCACUCGUGCGACCCUAACCUCGGGGUAUACGCGACGUGGAUCAAUUGCAUGGAUCCGAAUUUGCCGAAGCUGGCGCUGUUCGCGCUUAGGGAGGUUCCCAAGGGGGAGGAGCUGACCUUCGAUUACAUGAUGAAUAUCGAUUCGGUAGAACCGAAGACGCCCGAGAAGUCGCGACCGAAGUUAGACACGCCCGAGAAGGGGGCGCCCCAGACGGACAGGCCGACCUGUAAAUGCGCGGCCCAAUCCUGCCGCCGUUACUUGUUUUGACAACUGCUCCUUGAGACUAAAAUGUUACGAGUCGGCGAUUGCGUUUUGUUUUAGUGUUUUACCCCAGGAGAAAUCGAAACUAGGGCGAGGAUGUCAUCAACGACACUAUAGGCUAUAUGAGUCACGACGUAGCGUCGCCAUUUUGGUUUGUAACCGUCAACAAUUUUCCCUAUAAGUUUUUACGGCGCUGUUUUUGUGCGUUUUUUUAACUACUAGAUAUUGUUUAAGGAACUUUGUUUUUAUAUUGUCAAUUAAGAAAUGUGUUCCACCCCAUCUUGAAAAGUAACUGCGAAGACUUAGGGUGAAAAACCUUAGAACUAAAGUGAUAAAAAGAGAAAAUGCUAGAAAUUAGUUUUAAGUUUCUGUAAAUAAUCGCAUUUUUGAAAUCUGCCCUGGGCAGAUUCAUUUUCAUUACUAAAAACUAUGCGGCAACAUCACUUUUUUAUUGCAACAAAAGAUAGCCAAAUAAUAGUCACUUUAGUGAAAACCGCAUUUCGAUAUGGUUUCCUAACCUAUAUCAGUAAUAUAAAGAAUGAAACUAUUUAAUAUAUAAAUUUAUUAUUAAAACUGUUACAUUAUAAAUAAGAAGUCAAUAAACAUUAAUACUCAUUUAAUAUGUUGGAAUAUUACAAUACAAUGUUUUACAGAGAAACAAUGAAACAAAUAAAGCACUUUGCGUUUUUAUGCAAGAUGUGUGGUCCUGAAAAAUGUAGUUGCUAACAGUUGCGUUUUCAUUGUUUUGAAAAUAGACACAAAUGGCAUUCUCUACACUAAAUAAGUGCAAUCUUAAAAUUAUUGGCACUUAAACGCCACCAUUAUAAUUUUCGCUAUUUUGCUAAAAGAAGGAAAAUUAGCAAUUGCGGUCGCAAAGAUGCGAGUAAAGAGAUGUAGAAUUGCGGUUUUCAUUGAUCAUCUUUUGUUGCAAUGAAAGUGAUAUCGUUACAUUAAAUUUUGUUGAAGUAAAUUUUAUUUGUAGUGAUUUAUCAAGACGCCCUCUAGCGGCGAUCUGAGCAAUCUAAAUGAAUUUGUCAGGGAUGUAUUAAUAGCCUAAGAAAAAAAUAAAUUUGUAGUUAGAUUUUAAUUUAAGAUAAACAGUUUACUGAAAAGGCACUAUAAAUAACCCUUUUUACGUAAUAAGUUUAGUAUUUUAAGAAGUUUUAUACAUCUAGAGUAGUUUCAACUACUUGAAUAUAAGCUAAAAUUAUGUAAUAAUCUUUACAUAUCAACCAGUUUAUGAUAAAUUUCGAUUUCCAGGUAAAAAGGUGCACAAACAAUAUUCAAUGAAAUUUACAGCUGAAACAUAUACAUAAGAUCUAAGAACCUAUACUAGGUGCUUAAGCAUCUGUGGAAUGUGUAUUAAAUAGAUGUUGCCUAUUUCCAACUGUAAAAACAAAUAACUUUAGUUUUGAACUAUGAAUAAAUUUGAAUUUGUAUUCUACCUACGCAGGUAGUUCCAGAAAUGAAUUAGUUUAUUAUUUUUUAUUAUUCUUCUUCUGAAGUUGUAAACUCAAACAUUGGUUUGGACUAUACUAUUUUGAAGUCCUGAUUAGUGCUCAUUAAUUUUUAUUAAAUAUAAGUAUUAAAUUCAUUUAAGGAUCUGCAAAACCAAAAAUUUAGGUUUAGAACUUAUGUUUUCCUGGACAACUGGUAUACGUGAAAAACUGUUUUGUCCAUUGUUGACUAAAUGUUGCCGCAGAUUAUUUUCGUUGGCCACUUCAAGUAAAUAUUUAUUACUUAGCUUAGCUUAUACUUAGCUAAUAAUAAAUAAUUACUAAAAUGCUUUGUGUCAAACGAGAAUUUGGUUCAUAGCGAAAUGCCUAGUUGUGUUGGGUGUUUUUACUAGGUUAGACAUCUUAAGUUUAGCACAAGUAGAAUUACGGUCGAAGCCGUACCACUCUUAAAUGGUGAUUUUUAAAUGGGAAUCGUCGGCCAGAUAGUAAGGAGAGUGUAUAAGAGAAAAACAGCGUUUUAAGUCUUAAGAGUGGAUAAGAAGUUCUCUAAAUAGUUACGUUCAUUUACUUCAUGGUAUACAUAUAAAAAAUGUGACCUUAGCUUUAAUUUUACAGAUAUUUACUUGUUUUGAUUUCCAAAGCUCAUCUUUAUAUCAUUUUCAUAGAUUAUGACUACUGUGCAUUACAAAAUCACGUUUUGGUGUUUGAUGUUUCAACGCAAUAGUAUUAGGUUAAUGAUUUUAGUUUAAUUAUUGUUAAGAUUCAUUCAAUUAACUGACUAAAUUUUAUAAUGUUAAAAACAAAGCUGAUUGUUAAUGAAAUUGCUGCCUUUUAAUUGUUAAAGCUGUAAGAAUGAUAAUUGCAUUUUGUAGAACUGAAUAAACGGGAUGAUUUUUUACGCCUUGUUUAGAUUUGUGACUGUUGAGUUAGGUAUUAUUGUGGUAUAUAUAUUAUAUAUUAGAUUGUUAGACUGUAAUUCGUUUUGUUUGUUUGUUUUUGUGUUUCUAAGUUUUUACUUCAUCAGCCAAUAGUGGAUGUGGAAUUUUGUGCUCCAAGGUUUGGUUUCAUUAAUUGACUUUACUUAAACCGCAGUAGUUGCACUACUCAUUCUGUGUAUUAGCUAUAAUAACUAUUUUGGCGGACACUACAUAUAUGUAAUUUAUAAGCACAGUAUUGAUGGUGCAUUACAAGACCCUGAAAAACUAUUUUAAAAAAAAGUUUUUUCUUAUAGGUUUGGGGUUUUGGGGUUGGGACAACACCGUGUCUUUAUCAAAUGUGUGAUAAAGACACGAUGGUGUCGAAACAAUUGUCAUGUAAAAAUAUAUAAUUUCGUGAAAAUCUGAACUUUUAGUUCUUAUUUAUUUUGAUAAAUGGAUUUUCAUCAAGUAAAAGCCACCUCAGUUCAAGUUAUAACAAGCGUUCGUUUUAAAAGUCACUUACAAAUUGUACUCCUCUGGCGGUAUUCUUUAAAACGGCAAGUUUUUCAGAUUCAUAAUGCCUAUAUUGUUAUUUAUCUCCUUACAGCCCUUGCUAAUACACUUUUUGUGUCACCAAAAUAUGAAUAAAAUUUUAUGGUUCAGAUUGCGGGGUCUCACCUUGCAGAGGAUGGGGGCAGUUUUAGGGUUUGUCCAGAUUUUCCACAUUUUCAAUUAUCUUUAAAAUAAAACUGAUGGUUUUGUAUUCACUAGCCGUCGGACAAGGCAGAUGGUGGAUUUAUUUUAUUACAUUACAUUUAAUAAAAUUUAGGAUAAUUAAUAUCGACUUUUUAAUAAAAAAAAUGAUAUAUUUGCAUUCUUUUUUUUAUGUUUAUGUUCUAUUCCUAUAUUAAUGGGUGAGAUUUACAAAUCACUAUUGAACUGUAAAAUUUAGUUAGCCUUUGCUGUAUUUUAUAGGCAUAGUCAUAGUGUUGUUCCUAUUGUCCAGGGCGCUGAGAUUUACAGGUAGUGGAUGUACCUGUGCCUUGGUGUUUAGAAUUAGAAUUAUAGUUAUCUUCGUUACCAAGUUCGUUCUUUGAGAUGUUUCUGUGCGUUCAACAUCAUCUUCAACAUUUUUAAAUUAAUUUAUAUAUUUCUCUCAAAAAUCCAGAAAUCAAAAAAAUAUGUUCAUUUACAUUCGAAAUAAAGAAGUUAGGUCCUUUGAGAUAAUUAUGAGAUAUAUCCUGUAUAAUAUCUUCGUUGUGUGGAGCACAUCCAACAAACAACUUUUGUAUUUAAUACUUUUCCCGGAAUUCCACAAUGUAUCUCUAUCUAUAUUUAUAGUAACUAUAUGCCUAAAUACCAUUGUAUCACUAAUAAAAAAAGUACAUUGCCUGCUACUGCCACCCUCUUGACUAUAGAAUCCAAAUGUUUACGUGGUUCCAUAAUAAAAUUGAUGCUUUUUUUUGGACAACCUGUAUAAUGCGAAAGUAUUUUUAAAAAAGGACCAUAAUAGGCCCCUACAUAUCCCAAAUUUGAAAUUUCGAAAACCUGGUUUACAAUUUUAACAGAGUACAUAUGCUUUGAAAAAUGAUGGAAAAAAACUGCAAAACUGCGAAUUACAAUUUUAUUUGGUGCAAAUAUGGAAUGUGAAAAGAUAAAGCCGUUUGUCAUAAGUAAAAGAAAAAAAAUUCGACGUUUUUAAAAGUACACGCACGAUAAGUUACCCCUCCAAUGGGUAUCUAAUAAAAAUGCAUGAAAAUCAAAAUAAAUAAGAACUAAAAGUUCAGAUUUUCAAGAAAUUAUAUAUUUUGACAUAACAAUUGU